Molecule: messenger RNA, 2237 nt
Organism: Gasterosteus aculeatus aculeatus (three-spined stickleback)
Lineage: Eukaryota; Metazoa; Chordata; Actinopteri; Perciformes; Gasterosteidae
Gene: mtfp1
Product: mitochondrial fission process 1
Biological process (GO): mitochondrial fission
Cellular component (GO): mitochondrion
Source: RefSeq, a predicted model, not a curated record
GUAGCCGCGCCCCCUUCACGGUCUCCGCUGCCAGUCGGUUUUCUCACUACCGAGGGAUGCACUGAAGGAAGGAAAGCAUGGAGCCCACCGAAGAAAAGACGAGCAAAACGGUCGACAUAUAUCGCGACACAUGGGUCCGCUUCCUAGGCUACGCCAACGAGGUGGGGGAGGCCUUCCGUGCUCAGGUGCCAGUGAGUUUCGUUCGGGGAACCUACGCUGUGGCCACCGUGUACGUUACCGCCGAUGCUGUGGACAAAGGGAAGAAAGCAGCCGCCGCCCACGGCGACAAACCCGGGAGGGCGACGCGGGUGGCGGCGGCGGUGGUGGACACGUUCGUGUGGCAGGCCCUCGCCUCGGUCAUCGUACCGGGCUUCACCAUCAACCGGGUGUGUGCCGCGUCGCUGCACCUGCUGGCCAGAACCACAAAGUGGCCCCUGCCCGUCCGCAAGUGGACCACGACGGCCAUAGGCCUCUCUACCAUCCCCUUCAUCAUCACUCCUAUAGACAGGUCGGUGGAUUUCCUGCUCGACUCGAGCCUUCGGAAGCUCUACCACGAGGACGAGAAGGAAGAAUGAGGACGGAUCAUCAGGCACUAAAGAAUGGGGAUGAAGAAUUUCAUGGAGCAAGACCCGACAGCCGGUCGCGAAUGCAUAUAAUAAAAUAGAUUUUUUUUACAAAGUUAUUAAAGUCGGCUGAAAGGGAAUUCGUGCUUCAUGAAAUAUCUUGGAGGGAUCCUUACGUUGAACCUCUCUGGGCAAUCUGGGUAGAGACAACAGCGAAAUGCUUAUCAGGGCUGUAACAGUGUGACAUUUGUUUAAAUAUUCACGGUGAAAUCCUUCUUAUUAAAGUAUUCCUCGGCAGGGACACUGUUCUACUCCUCUGAUCCUCCCUACAGGGAACCCCUACAAGGUUACAAACUCCCCUCACGUCGACAGGAUUAAAGACAAAUCCUCCCUUGUGGUCUUUAUUUACCCUAUUCAGGGGUUCUACAAUGCCAAAAACAAAAGCCAGUUUUCUUUAAUGCUUCUCUUAUUCUUGACUUCCUUUGGCUGUUUCUGGUUUCAUUCUGAAAACCAAGGUGUCUGUUACUUUAAAUACAUGUUUCAUGUGCACGUUUCAUGGUUUCGUUUCACCUUGCUGGUGACGGGGGGCCACGUUUGCACCGGAAGCAUGCGGUUGUCUUACGAACAUUUCAAUCUAGCGUUGAGCUACUCGAAUACUUGUGGAGGCCGCUGGAGAAACGGGUUUUAAGGGAUUCUCUUGCACGUUUUUAUUGUUUUCACUGCUUUUCUCUGAGGAGCCGAGUCAUAAACUGUAUUUCAUGCUGAACUAUGCAAAAGGAACCUGAUGGGGAGGCGUGUACACGUGUGACAGUGAUAGUUCUCUCUCUUUAAAGAUGAAGAAUGUGGUGACGUUACAUGUCAUUUAGCUGACGCUUUCUGUCUAAAGCGACUUACAAUAAGUGGAGGUUGUCAUUGUCUUCUUUUAUGUACUCCAGUGUAAAACUCAAGCAAUAAGUGUUCUGUGUUAAAAAAUUCUCUUUGCUGUUGGGAAUAAUGUUCAAGGGGAGAGAUGAGACUGUGAAAUAUACAACUAUAUUUUCAAUAAUAUUGAAUUGUCAGUCCGGGAAACAAUGCACAACGUUUGUGUUUGAAUUGCUGCUUUGAAAUAUUGUAACGCGUGUGGAUUCAGCGCACGCGGCGACGGAUGUUUUCAUUCACUCAAGUUAACUUUGACCUCCUGUAAGUUCGAGGGUUCCGACCUUUUAAUUUCAGACAGCGUGACUCGUUACAGCAGGGAACGCACAAGAGUAACACUGUAACAUGGCCGAGGCCCGUAAAUGUAAUGCAGCCGUAAUAUUUUUCAUGGGCUUUUUUUCCUGCUUUGAUGAGCUUGGUGCAUCCAUUGGGAAAAUGUUCAAUUUUAACACUUGAGAUUGUUUACGGGACUUUAAUUGUCAUUGAUCGGUUUUUAAACCUGUUUUCAAUGUUUUUCUCUUGAAUUUUGGGUUUUAAUAGUCACAUUUUCAGCUUUAACUGAAAAGGGAAGAUUAAAACCUCAAACUCCAUGUUCACCAUGUGGAGAAUACAGUGUUUUUGUUUUCAAAUGAAAGCAGCUGUUGGAAGCCGAACUUCCAUUUGUAACAGUGGACAGCCACUAUAAAGCAGCCGCCCUGCUCUGUCUGUCCCUACUUCUGACUUUGGGAGGAAUAAAAAGAUGAAAACGCCACAGUUUGA